CUAAGAGGGUUAGAGAGUCCUGAGGUCUCCGCCUGCAGAGUCACUGCAGCCUGAUGUCGGCCGGCUCCCGCUCCUGAAGCCCGCUGGCCUCGCUGCUUGUUCCCGCCAUCGAGCUCUCUGCUGAUUCCUCCACAAGUUCAAGGGCCACAAGUUCUCGUCUGAGGUCAUCUGCUGGUCCUCCUCCGGUCUUCAGGGCGAGCAGAGUCCCUUCCUUUUACUUUGAACGCAGCGAUGGGGAACCACGGCUCGAACCUGGACGACAUCCUGGCGGAGGACAUGCACCACUGGUACAACAAGUUCAUGAGAGAGUCUCCAUCGGGCCUCAUCACGCUGUUCGAGCUGAAGGCCAUCCUGGGCCUGAAGGGCAUGAGCGAGAACGCCAACAGCUACGUGGACCAGGUCUUCUUCACCUUCGACAUGGACGGGGACGGGUACAUCGACUUCGUGGAGUACAUCGCAGCCAUCAGUCUGAUGCUGAAAGGAGAAAUCAACCAGAAACUAAAGUGGUACUUCAAACUGUUCGACCAGGACGGCAAUGGAAAGAUCGACAGGGAUGAACUGGAGACCAUCUUCUCGGCCGUCCAGGACAUCACACGGAACAGAGACAUUGACCCCGAGGAGAUUGUCGCGCUCAUAUUUGAGAGGAUCGACGUGAAGGGAGAAGGUGAGUUGACCCUGGAGGAGUUCAUCGAGGGAGCCAAAGACCACGACGACAUCAUGGACAUGCUGAAGAAAAUGAUGGACCUGACGCCGGUGUUAAUCAUCAUCGUGGAGGGCCGGGUGGGAUGAGAGCCGGAGCUGCAUCAGGACAUCAAAGACUAUAUAAAUAAUUAUUUUAUUAAAUUAUAAUAAUAAUCACCCCUCACCCCCGUCAAAAAAAGACUUGCCCCCUCCCCUGACCAUCUUCUUGAAGACACCUGAAGAUCUGUAGUCCGAGUGAGGCAGCGGGGAAACAACGGACGCUGAGACUGCAAAACUUUGCGAUGUGAUUGGCCGUUCAGCCUCUGAACUGCUCCCUUCCCUCCGGGUAUCAGGAGGAGAAACAAACUCAUUUUUGAUAUCUGAGGACUUUUGAUGAUUCUGUUUUCCGAAGGCAACCUUGAUCCAAAAAUGUUCAAACCCACAGAACUUCAAUCAUAUUGAUGGUUCCAGUUUCCAAAGAUCCCACAUAUGUCCCGGGUUGGGUGUUGAACCUCAGCACCUCUUGGUACCUGAAAGUGUCCAGAAGUUGUCACUGAACGCUUUCUCUGAUUGAUAAUCUUCUUACUCUUUGAUCAGAUAGAACCUGACUUCAUUCCAAAUUUUGCCAACGUUAGACUGUAUUUUAUCUCCUUUUUGUGCGUCUGUCGCUGGUUAGACGUUCAAAAUGUCGGGAAUGUUUUGUUCAACAGAUCUCACUUCUGACAGAAAAACAUGUUUAUAUUUUAUCCAAAGUAACAUAGUGAAACUGUUCUAUCAGCAUCAGACACUAGCAUCAUAACCUUUCAUACACAGCUCAGGGCGAGUAAGGCUGGUAGUGAUUAAAUACUCUCACAACAACAAUAAAGUACAUCAAAAAACACUUUUAAUAGUACAUAAACUUUUCAAACUUCUUGCAAAAUAACUAAAAAUAAAAUAAAAAGCCUUUAAGUGUGCAAAUAAGAUCUAUAAUUUAUAAAAUAUAUAUAAAAUAAUUUCAUCCCGA
Molecule: messenger RNA, 1684 nt
Organism: Dicentrarchus labrax (European seabass)
Lineage: Eukaryota; Metazoa; Chordata; Actinopteri; Moronidae
Gene: guca1d
Product: guanylate cyclase activator 1d
Exons: 4
Coding region: 232-789 (185 amino acids)
Molecular function (GO): calcium ion binding; calcium sensitive guanylate cyclase activator activity
Source: RefSeq, a predicted model, not a curated record